AAUUCUGAUCGAAGGAUAAUAUUGGAGAAAGGAUUCUCGUUACUCCGUUGCCUUUUGCCGAUGAACUCCUUAGUCCUUACAAUCUCCACUACAGUUUUCUAACAUACGAGGAGGCUUACUAAUUCAAAGAUUGCGGGAUCUGGGAAAAAGUUGCUGUGUGAGUGCUUCAUAAAGCUAGUGAUUAAGCUAAAAGAGUAUGGCUUGGAAGCUUCAGGGUCAUGGUUCUUUGCUCCUGUGGCUUGUUCUUUGUUUGCAUAUCUUAUCUCUUAUAAAUGCAGUCCAUGCGAAAUCUGGCCGAACUAUCACUGAUGCUGAAAUAAGAAUGAAGAAAGAUGAGUGUUAUGCUGACAUUGAGAGUGGCAUGUGGGGUUGGGAUUGCAAAGUUUCGAUGAUUGCAAAAGAGAAUUGUGCUCUGAAAUGUCUCUCGCCAAGGUGCUAUGAACUGGUUUAUGGGAGUGAUCCGCUGGAAGAAGGUGAAAAAGACAUCAUUAGGAGUCAAGAAUUUAAGUUCUGUCAGUAUAGGUCCAUUAAAUCGCUGCAAGGAUGGCCCUGAGUUUUUUUCAGCCGCAAUCGCAUUAGUGGCAUACAAAUGGUUAUCAAAUGGAGAGAGCCUUGAUGGCAUUAAGGGUUCUUUGGGGUAAUAGUCAAGGAGCAAAGAACAGACAUCCAUGUCAAUGUUUUGUCGGGCUUGUAGAAGGAACACUGCAUGCUCCUCAAUUUGCUUCAGCUGGAGCAAUUUGAUUUGUUGAACGUUUCAUUACGCUAAUGCUUUGAUUGACGUUAUCUGUAUAAUGUAUAAAUUGCUUCGACUGUGAAAGGUCUGAGUUUUGCACAUCACAUAUCUUGUAUAUUCGGACAUCAACUGUAGAUGACCAUUCGUAUUUGCAUCAGUUCUCUAAAUACGCUCAAAUGAGCCAUGCGUGCAACAAUAUUGCCUGAGCCGUGAAACAAUAUUGCCGUUCCAUCUUGUUGCAGGCUUGUACCCUUGUAGUUGAAGUGAAUGCUAACUUUUUGGGGUGUUUGUAAUUUUUUUUUAGGCAUUUUGCUUUUUUGGUUGGUCAAUCAUAAAAAAGGUGUGUAGUAAAUAUAUUUUCAUCCUGUAAAAGUUGGUUAUUAAGCAAAAGCUAGAAGAUAGUGGGUAUGUUUGGGAAUUGACUA
Molecule: messenger RNA, 1158 nt
Organism: Amaranthus tricolor (Joseph's coat)
Lineage: Eukaryota; Viridiplantae; Streptophyta; Magnoliopsida; Caryophyllales; Amaranthaceae
Exons: 7
Coding region: 197-553 (118 amino acids)
Source: RefSeq, a predicted model, not a curated record